Molecule: messenger RNA, 1710 nt
Organism: Aspergillus melleus
Lineage: Eukaryota; Fungi; Ascomycota; Eurotiomycetes; Eurotiales; Aspergillaceae
Product: putative triacylglycerol lipase (LipA)
Exons: 10
Coding region: 1-1710 (569 amino acids)
Source: RefSeq, a predicted model, not a curated record
AUGCUUCUCGCAUCUUCCAUUCUCGCCCUCUCCCUACCCCUAAUUGCAUCUGCGCUGCCUUCUUCUUCUUCUUCCCCUUCAGCGUCAUCUGCAAUCCAUCCCUCUUUGCCCAAAGUCACAUUAUCCCCAACUAACUCGAAUACCCACCCCGUGGUCUUCCAAGGCCGCUCAAUCCCGGAAUUCAAACAGGAUGUCUUCCUGGGGAUCAAGUACGCUGACAAGCCGGUGCGGUUUACGCCUUCGGAGGUGAAGAGGGAGUAUAAAGAAAAAGCCUACAACGCAACAACCUACGGCUUCGAAUGUCCCGGCUACGGAUCCGAUCAGACGAAAUUGAUUAACGCUGGUAUGAUCCGGCAGAGUGAGGAUUGUUUGAAUCUGAAUGUUAUUCGACCGUGGCGGGGGGAAGGGAAUCCAUCGUCUGCUCAGGAUGAGCUGCUGCCUGUCCUGUUGUGGAUUUAUGGCGGUGGUUGGCAGCAGGGGGCUACGGGGGAUCCGAGGUACAAUAUGAGCUAUAUCAUCCGACAAGGCGCGGAGAGCGGAUCCCCCGUGCUCGGGGUAUCGAUCAACUAUCGAUUAGCUGCGUUUGGGUUCCUAGAUUCCGAGGAGGUUCGAGAAUCAGGAAACAAUAACCUCGGGCUGCGUGACCAGCGCGUCGCUAUGAAAUGGGUCCAGGAGAAUAUUCGCGCCUUUGGUGGUGAUCCGGAGAGGGUUACUAUUUGGGGGGAGUCAGCAGGAGCGUAUAGUGUUGGAGCGCAUCUAGUCGCCAACGGAGGAGAUCAUGAAGGUCUCUUCAGAGCUGCCAUCAUGGAAUCCGGAAACGCAGUAGGCCCGCCCUGGAACGGCACCGACUGGUAUCAGCCAAUGUAUGACCGAAUCGUCAACAAGACGGGCUGCGCCAACUCAUCCAACACGCUACAAUGCCUCCGAGACCUGCCCUAUCAAACCCUCUACGACAACGCCUCUGAAGGGCUCGAAUGGUUCGGUGCCAUAGACGGCACGUUCGUCCGCGAAUACCCCCAGAUCAGUCUCACGGAGGGUCGAUUCGCGAGGGUACCGAUCCUGCUGGGCACGAACACCGACGAAGGAACGAGUUUCGGUACGACGGGCACCGAUACGGAUGAGGAGUGUGUGGAGCAGUUGAUUUCUUCGAAGCGAUGGGUCCUCGACCGGACCCAAGCUACCAAACUCCUGGCUUUCUACCCUGACGACCCGGCUGUCGGUUGUCCCUAUGGAUGGGGCAACAAGACCUGGCCGUCACUCGGAGCCAUGUAUAAGCGGUACGAGUCGAUGGCGGGGGAUAUCACCAUGGCGGCGCCGCGACGACUAUUGGCCGCGACGAUGGCCCAGGCUGGCCAGGAAGUAUAUAGUUAUCGAUGGGACGUGGCGGCGCUGAACUCAUCGAGUACGAUUGGCGUGGGACAUUUUGCCGAGAUUCCAUUCGUCUUCGCCAACCCCGACCAAACCAUGACGCCCCUAGGCGACGACCCGAAUCGACUAGAACUAGGCAACCUAGCAGCGCGCAUGUGGACGUCGUUCGCGACGGACUUGCACCCCAAUGGCCACGGCGUGCCUCAGAUCGCGUCAUGGCCGCGGUAUGCGCCGCACAAGCCGUCGAAUUUCGUGUUUCGAUUGCCCCGUCAGGAGAGUUAUGUUGAGGCGGACACGGAUCGGGAGGAGGGGAUGGCUUAUAUUAAUGGGAUUGCGCGGUGA